AUGGAGUUUUUGAGAGCAGUCGUGGCGUCGUUGCGAAGUCAAAUUGCUGUGCUUGAAGAUGCUCUUGCUGAGGCUAGGAGGAAGGAGAUGGGGGAUAUAAAGGGAAGAUUUGAAAUUGAAGAUGACGAGGAGGCUGAUGAUGGCAGUGGUAGAGGGGUCCAAACUUGCAUCUCGGAGAUCUACUUCCCGAAUGGGGCCGAUAUGCCAGAGGACUAUACCAUUCAGAAAUCUAUUUUCCGAAUGGGGCCGAUAUGCCAGAGGACCAUACCAUUCAGAAAUCUAUUUACCGAGACGACGUUCCCUAACCUCCUCCCGGUGGGCCAAAUAACUACCGAGUCCUUCAGUUUCACUGACUAUGGUGCAUGGUACCUAGCUGGUUACUCUAGUGAUGAUGGUAUCCGUAUGCUUUGGAGACUCCAAUGCAACCAAUGGCUACCUGUUGCCGAGAAGACUAUUUCUAAUAUCGAGGCUUCGGGCAACGAUAUGUUCGUGUUUGGCAUCAGCGAGGGUGACGUUGGUGUUUUUUACCCGAAGAACAACAAUGCUUAUCGUAUAAUAGCACUACUACUGCCUCAACUAAGGGUGCUGUGA
Messenger RNA from Perkinsus marinus ATCC 50983, 591 nucleotides. RefSeq lists its product as hypothetical. The transcript has 4 exons. Bases 1 to 591 code for a protein of 196 amino acids. Lineage: Eukaryota; Perkinsozoa; Perkinsida; Perkinsidae. The record is from RefSeq and is a predicted model, not a curated record.